Nicotiana attenuata is the source of this 426-nucleotide messenger RNA. RefSeq lists its product as uncharacterized. The coding region runs from base 1 to 426 and encodes 141 amino acids. NCBI's taxonomy places the organism in Eukaryota, Viridiplantae, Streptophyta, Magnoliopsida, Solanales, Solanaceae. The record is from RefSeq and is a predicted model, not a curated record. The transcript has a single exon.
AUGUUACGAAAAGGACACCUCAAAGAGUUGCUGAGCGACCGGGGAAGGACCAACUUUGCUAGAGGACGCGAACAACACCAAGGACCACCAAAGCCGCCCUCACCAACUCGCACCAUCCACAUGAUCAUUGGUGGCGGCGACGAUGCUUCCAUCAACAACGUGAAGUUCACCACCACCCACAAGCUCAAACGUUCAAUCACCCGCGAAUGGUAUGACGAACUCGAAGAGAGUAUCAUCUCCGAUACGUCAGAUACCAACUGUUUGGCUUUUCCUCACUUUGAUGCCCUUGGUAUUACUUUACGAAUUUUAGAUACCGAUGUGAGAUGCAUUAUGGUAGAUGAUGGGAGCGGCACAUGCAUUAUCCAUGCUCGAGUACUUGCACAAAAGCAACUCGAAGAUAAGAUAGUGCGUGCUGCAUCAUGCUAA